This is a messenger RNA of Drosophila innubila, 2197 nucleotides long. It is a transcript of the gene Rint1, whose product is annotated as RINT1-like protein. NCBI's taxonomy places the organism in Eukaryota, Metazoa, Arthropoda, Insecta, Diptera, Drosophilidae. The record is from RefSeq and is a predicted model, not a curated record. Gene Ontology annotation, biological process: regulation of ER to Golgi vesicle-mediated transport; endoplasmic reticulum to Golgi vesicle-mediated transport; retrograde vesicle-mediated transport, Golgi to endoplasmic reticulum. Gene Ontology annotation, cellular component: Dsl1/NZR complex. The transcript has 5 exons. The coding region runs from base 1 to 2172 and encodes 723 amino acids.
AUGCACGGCAAGCUGAGUGAAAUGGAAUUGCGCAUUGCUGCGCGCCUAAACAAAGAGAUUGGCAAGGAUGCCAAUCAACUGCAUCGAGCGGCAUUUGUAGUCGAAAAUUACAAGCAACAACUGCAAAACUCAAAUCAAACCCUUAACUAUGAGGAGCCGCAGAAUGUGUCCAGCUACAAGUCGGCGUUCCACUGCCAGCAGCAGGUGUGCGACAGCAUUGACUUUGAGCUGGAGAAAUUGGCCCAGUUUAGUGCGAAACUCAAAUUAAAGCUUAAGGAGUGCCAACCAGCCUUGGUGGGCGUGGCAGAGGAUCUGCAGCAGGUACGGCAGCUGCAGAGUGUGACGCAGUAUCUGCGACUCGUGCAGGACAUACAGGAGAUCAGCGCUGCCUUGGGCGGUGCCAUCAAUGGCAAGGAUGAGGCCAAGCUGGUCAACAUCUAUCUAACGCUCUACGAGGGCAACGACAGCGAGCACAGUGUGGUGGGACGCCUGCAGGCAGUCAAGGCGCGCACCUUGAAAUCCUAUGCGGAAUCCACAGCCAUCUAUUGGCAUAAGCUGCUCAUGCAGCGUCUGUCCAGCGAAUUUGAAGCGGUGCUCAAGAGCCUGCGUUGGGCACACAUGGAGCAACAGCCUCUGAACUAUUCCCCCAGCCGAGACACUGCCAAGGCGCAACUACUGGCCGAAUAUAUGUUCCUGAUCAAAUCGCCAGCGGAGGAGCAUGCGCCACUUCAAAGCAUCACACCCAGCAUUGUCUGCCAACCCAUUAGUCCCGUGGUGCAGCUGCUCCUGGCACCGUAUCGCCAACGUUUCAUGUUCCACUUUACGGGCACGAGGCAGACGAAUCGUUUGGACAAACCCGAAUGGUUCUACACACAGAUUCUCAACUGGGGCAAGGAAUCGCAUUUCUUUGUGGGGAAUACGUUUCAACCAAGCGCCAUGAAGGCCGGCAAACUGGACUACAAUCUUAGGCUGGAGUUUGUGCGCGGUCUUGUGCAGCUUUCCAUAGAAAAGCUCGCCGUGGACAUUGAGCAAAUAGCGCAGGAUGAGAAUCUGUUUGCUCACCUCGUAGAUGAAACUUUGGCCUUUGAGGCGGAGCUGUGCGAGACUUUUGGUUAUCCGGCAAGUUUUCCCAGCGCCAUUUCAGUGUUGACACAGCCCAGAUAUCUGCUACGCUGGAUUGCUCUGGAGGAGCAGUUUUGUGCGGAGAAAAUGGAUGACAUACUGCAGGCGGAGACACCGUUUCAGCUGAUUGAUCCCAUCACCUAUGAGGAUGAUCUGAAGAUACCAAGAUGUGCUGAUCAAUUUAUGCGCCUGCUGGAGGCCAUCAAGGAUCGCUACUAUGGACUCAUACAACCAGGACAUCAGCUGCAAUUCCUGCAGUUGCAACUGGAGCUAAUCGACAGCUUCCGGCGCCGUCUGGUGCAAUUGCACAGCAGCGGAGCCGUGCCCAGUUUAUCCGUACUGAAUGCCAUCAAUUACUUGAUCAUGGUGCUUCGGGAGUGGGGCGAGAAUGUCCACUACUUGCAUCUGCAUUCAGCACUGGCCGGACCCAAUGCCAGCGAGAUUAAUUCGGUGUUUGAACAUGCCGUUGCCGAGCUGGAGCAUUGGGCACAUCAGCUGAUGAAGAAUCUGGCCAACAAGUCGGUCAAUGAAAUGAAGGCCAAGUCUAUGAAUUAUCGUCAUGAUGCCUGGCCAAAUAUGCCGGAGCAGAACAGCAAGGAACCCUUUAUACUCUCGCCAAGCGGUGGUGAAAUGUUCCAAGUGCUGGUCACAUUACUUCACAAUCUGGAGCGUGAAUUGUCCGCCAAUCUGUUUAAUCAAACACUGCGCUUGAUAGCCCAACAAAUUGAUGAAUUCAUGCUGGAGAAUAUGGUGAUGAAUACGAGAUUCUCCACAGCCGGAGCAUCGCAAUUCAAUUAUGAUAUGACAUUGCUCUUUGCGCUCUUCGGUCAACAUACGCGACGUCCCGAGCUGCUCUUCAAGCGAAUUCAUGACGCUUGCAAAUUGUUAACUGCGGCGCGGGGAACAGCGCUAUUAUUGCUUGAAACACUGCGGAGCGGUCAGACGACUGAGGAGAAGACGAAGCCACUGCAUGAACUCCGCGUGCUCAGCUUGGACAGCAAACAGUGCAUCGAGGUGCUCGAGAGACGGACAGACAUUAAAAUGUUUUAAUAAUAAAGCAGACGUGGCAAAUUUA